Amoebophrya sp. A25 is the source of this 2319-nucleotide messenger RNA. The record is from the annotation of a GenBank genome assembly. NCBI's taxonomy places the organism in Eukaryota, Dinophyceae, Syndiniales, Amoebophryaceae.
AGCCAGAAUAAUUGAACAAAGAUCAAAGUCAUCAUCCGCAACUGCAACUGCAAACGCCGCAACAAGAGAUGUCGACACAGCAAAUGCGGCAGAUGGUGACGCAUGUUGCCGACGGCGCAAAAGUUAAGACCAGGUUAAUAUCACACAUUCUCCUAGUUAGAGGAAGUUUAGGUAGUAGUACGUACCCUAGGAAAAAUCUAGAAGACGAAGCAUCAAUGAUACUAGGUCAUCACCAUCUUGAACUCAAUCUACUUCUCCUCCUCUAAAUCCCAUUUCGACGACGCUGGGAGUGUGCCGCUUGUGAAAGAUCCAGCCAGAGAGGCAGAAAUCCUCAGCUUCUGCAAAGAGGAAGCAAGCAAACUUCCGGAACCUUGGAUGCCUCUAGCGUGUAUGCGGACUCGAAAGUACGACGCUGAUAGGAGUAAAGUUUUGAUGACGGAGUUUCGGAAUCUCCUUGUGGAGAUGAAAACAAACUAUCCCGACGCGAAAACAGUGUUCAGGGAUGUAGGAGGUGGAACAACGUCUUCAUCAUCGUCAUUGGGAUCUUCGCCCCCAGGAGCUUCUCCCAUUACCUCUUCGAGCACGAGUACUCCUGUAACGUCAUCAUCGGCCUCUGCUUCUUCCUCGAGCACUCCGAAAGCAGAUUCCUCCGCCCCAAAAGCAGACACGUGGCAAGCCUUUCGUGUUCUACCGUGUCGUGACAAGUGGGGUCGUGGAGUUCUGAAUACUCGCUUACGACACCACAAUCCGAAGCUUGUGCCAGCUGAGUCUGCCAUACGAGCUGUGACACUGUUGUUAGGGCUCAACUUGCAUUGGCCAUUGAGGUUGGUCACUGAGAUAGAAGAGGAGCCUCCUUUAGAGAAUAUGGGAAAUUUAAAGGAAAAGGGGAGAGCUCUGCAAGAGGCCUCGUCCCUUCAGCAUCAGUGACCAGUGACUGCUGACCUCUAAUAUUGCUUUACAACCUCCUUCAAGGAGCGCCGUCUGAGGGAGAUGCACGAGCCGAGGAAGCGGAGAAAACACAGCUGAAUGGUAGAUACUAGUACAGCAUGUUAAUACAACAACAAGCAGAUAAUUCUGACUCAACAUCUUCAUCAUCAUGGUACUAGCUUGGGUGAAAAAUAGCUUCAUGAUGAUCUUGAUCAACACAUACUCAUACUGUGGUCCUUGCCACUACCAUUGUGACACAGUAAGCUGAACAAACAAGAACACAGGUGUCUGUGUCCUUCACGAUUUUCACGGCAUAUCAAACAACACAGGUCAAGCAUCAACAAGGGCCCUUUCAAGGGUUGCUGCUGGCGCUACAACUGCCUGUUCUCACUACCUCGGUAGUUUGAGUGGUAGUGGUUGUAGAUCUUUAUAUACUUUUAAUAGGCUGUCUGUAUCUUCUCGAUUUCGAUCGUGAUUACAUUCAGACUUUGUCUCUACGGGUGAUGUUAGGAACGACACUAACAGGGGCAUACAUGCUGAACAAACAACACAGGUGUCUGUGUCCUUCACGAUUUUCGCGGUAUAUCGCUCUCGAAUGUGGACCCGGCGAUCGGGCGUGCACUUUUCAAGCUCUUCACUGGGAGAUUCCCGAUAAGGCUAGCAGCGAUCUACAUUGUCGAGCCUCCGUUUUUUGUCCGCUAUGUCAUGCUCCCAAUCGCGCGCAUGAUUAUGCCCACGAAACUGACAAGCAGGAUUCAACCCCUCUCUUCCGUCAACGAUUUAAAGAAUUUCUUUGAACCGGACCAAUUAUUGGAAGACUUUGGUGGGAAUGUGCCAGACAUAGACGUGGAGAAGCUUUGGUCAGAGCAAAUCAGGGAUUUUACAGAUUUGAAACUUGAUGAAUGAAGAACAACAUGCUACUUAUUAACUACUUUAAGAGAAUUGUGAUAAGUAACAUUUUGAAGAUAGGAGCUUUAAACAGGGACAGGUGUAGCCCCUCGCGUUUUACCCCCGCCCCCUUCCACCAGGAGAGUAAGACGAAGCAAGCAGCUGUGGGUGGGUAUUUUUGUGGUAUACUAAUUUUUUUUCUUAGGCUGUGAUCCAUUGUGAAACAAGAUCCAAAUCCCCACUGAAAUCCGAAAUCUUCUGAUCCAGUUCCGCAGCGUCAGCGUCCUACUUAGCUAACUACUUAAGUAAGCACAAGAAGGAAGAACGACCAAGACAGAACAAGAACAACACAACAAGCACGACCCAAGACAAGACCGACGUAACAAGAACUGCAUGGUGUCCAUUCUCUUUCCUCAUGCAGGUUUGGUAUAUGUUACCUCGGUGACAUCACGUAAGACGUACUGAGAGGGUCUAAGAUAGACUCAAGCUUAGGCCGGCUUAGUA